Aspergillus melleus is the source of this 345-nucleotide messenger RNA. RefSeq names its product SBDS family protein. The transcript has 3 exons. NCBI's taxonomy places the organism in Eukaryota, Fungi, Ascomycota, Eurotiomycetes, Eurotiales, Aspergillaceae. The coding region runs from base 1 to 345 and encodes 114 amino acids. The record is from RefSeq and is a predicted model, not a curated record.
AUGCGCGCCAACGACACCACCACCAAGAUCUUCUACAAGGGUUCCUCCGAGGACUUCAUCGUCUUCGUCGAUGACGUGAAGAUUCUCGAACAAUGGCGCCAGGACCGCUCCAUCUCCCUGGCUAACGUGCUGAACGGCUGGAAGAUCUUCGUUACUCACAAGCACGGCGCCCAAGGUGUCCUCGACGGAGCUAGCAAGUCUACUCUGCAGAACGAGUUCGGAACCGACGACGAGGACACUUGCAUGACGAAGAUCCUUGAGAAGGGUGAAUACCAGGUGACUGCUGGCAAGGAACACCAGGGUGAUACCAACCUUCGCAACGGUCCCGCUAUGAUCUCGCGGUAA